AUGCAAAGUGCAAGUGCUACCUUGAAGCGACUUACGCUUGAGUUGGGAGGAAAUGACCCUGCGAUUGUCUGCAGGAGCGUAAAUAUCAAGGAUGUGGCACCAAAUGUUGCUACCUUUGCAUUCUUCAAUUCUGGACAGGUUUGUAUAGCAAUAAAGCGGAUAUAUGUACACGAAUCCAUCUACGAGGAGUUCCGAGAUGCCGUGGUUGAAUACACAAAAUCCCUCAAAGUGGGCAAUGGCCUUGAGGAGGGGAAUUUCCUCGGCCCCAUACAGAAUUCAAGCCAAUAUGAUCGUGUUCAAGGUUUCUUUGACGAUGUUGAGCAACAGGACAUGAAGGUUGCCUUUGGUGGGGCGCCAGGUGACUCGAAGGGUUACUUUAUCAACCCCACAAUUAUCGAUAGACCCAAGGACGAUUCUCGACUGGUGACCGAGGAACAGUUCGGCCCUGUUGUUCCCCUUCUUGCCUGGUCGGACGAGGAAGACGUUAUUGAACGUGCCAAUAAUACGGCCAUGGGCCUUGGAGCAUCAGUGUGGUCCUCUGAUCUGCAAGAGGCUGAUCGCAUCGCUAAGCGACUUCAAGCGGGCAAUGUAUGGAUUAACACACAUCUGGAUCUCAACCCCACGGUUCCAUUUGGUGGACACAAGCAAAGUGGCAUUGGAAGUGAAUGGGGCAGCGCGGGGCUGAAAAGUUACUGCAAUAUCCAGACCUUGCACUUGAAGCUGUAG
Aspergillus calidoustus is the source of this 726-nucleotide messenger RNA. The record is from the annotation of a GenBank genome assembly. Lineage: Eukaryota; Fungi; Ascomycota; Eurotiomycetes; Eurotiales; Aspergillaceae.